Molecule: messenger RNA, 765 nt
Organism: Closterium sp. Naga37s-1
Lineage: Eukaryota; Viridiplantae; Streptophyta; Zygnematophyceae; Desmidiales; Closteriaceae
Source: the annotation of a GenBank genome assembly
AUGUUUCGCAACACAUUCCAAUCAGGCUUCCUCUCAAUCCUCUACAGCCUAGGGUACGUGCACUGUACACCCUCGCCUGCUCCCUCUCCCCCUCUCCUCUCUGUUUCGACCAUCACUCCAUACGCAUGUUCCCCUACCUCCCCCAUCCUCCCCCCCCCUCUCUUGCCCCCCCCUUCUCCGUCCCGUCUCCCCUCUGUUCCUCCUGUUUCCCUCGUUUUCACCAAGCCCCUUCAGUUGUGGGCCAAGGAAGAGGGCGAGGGCACAGUGAAGCGGGUGACAGACGCGGACAUCCAGUCGGCCGCCAUAGAGCUCCUGUCGCCCAACAUCCGCACCACGCUCAUCGCCUGCCCUCCCGACCCCUCGGCCGCGCUGGGCAUCAAGCUGCCGUUCCUGGUGCUGGUGCUGAAGCCCCUGGACCGCUACUUCUCAUUUGAGGUCACUGUGUUGGACGAUAAGAACGUCAAGCGGCGCUUCCGUGCCUCCAACUACCAGUCCACCACGCGCGUGCGGCCGUUCAUAUGCACGAUGCCGCUGCGCCUGGAGGCGGGGUGGAACUCGCUGCUCUUCAACCUCGCUGACUUCACGCGGCGUGCGUACGGCACGGGGUACGUGGAGACGCAGCGAGUGCACGUGCACGCCAGCUGCCGCCUGCGCCGCAUCUACUUCUGCGACCGCGUCUACUCCGACGACGAGCUCCCGCCCGAGUUCAAGCUCUUCGUGCCCUCCAAGGUGCGUGUGGUGUGGUGCGCCUGUGAGUUGAGAUGA